CCUCGUUGCCGCUCCUCUUAAGGGAAGUAGCGCCGCCAUUUUAUCUGGCGGACUGAAGUGAACGUUGCGGUUCCGCACGGCCGAAACGAGUUUCCUGAAAACGCUCUGCCAUUGCCGUGAGUGUCGGGUCUCCUUUCAGGCUGUAGAGCGGAGGCGGAAACGAAGCUUGGAAUAGAAUGAGUGGCUGUCGUGUCUUUGUUGGACGUUUAAGCCCCCAUGCUCGGGAACGAGACGUAGAGAAAUUUUUCAAAGGAUAUGGCCGUAUACGUGAGAUUAAUCUCAAAAAUGGCUUUGGUUUUGUGGAAUUUGAGGAUCACAGAGAUGCAGAUGAUGCAGUUUAUGAAUUGAAUGGCAAAGAGCUGUGUAAUGAAAGGGUUACAAUUGAACAUGCCAGAGCCCGGAGAGGGGGUAGGGGCAGAUACCCACAACGAUUCAAUUAUUACCAGUCCUAUGGGGGUGGAUCUAGUCAGUAUGGUCACCCUCUUCGUACUGAACACACUAUAGUUGAGAAUCUUUCUUCACGGGUCAGCUGGCAGGAUUUGAAAGACUUCAUGAGGAAAGCUGGGGAAGUUACUUUUGUGGAUGCUCACAGAAACAAUCCAAAUGAAGGAGUGGUAGAGUUUGCAUCAUCCAGUGACAUGAAGAGUGCAAUGGAUAAAUUGGAUGGAAGUGAAUUGAAUGGACGUAGAAUUAAACUAAUUGAAGAUCGCAAAAGGCGCAGGAGCCGGUCUCGUUCUCGAAGUUAUUCAUCUCGCAGCAAGUCAAGAUCUGCAAGAUCCUCUAAGUCAACCAGCAAGUCUCGUUCUAAAAGCCGCACCCCGGAAAAAAGGAGCUCUCGAAGCCGUACACCUGAAAGAAAAAGCUCUGAAAAAAAACCACUCUGGCACGCAGAAUUCCUCUCCAUCUCCUCCGCCAAAGAAGAGGUCUCGCUCCAGGUCAAGUUCUGCUGAAAGCUGUACUUAAAAGAUAUUUGAGAAAUGUAUAAAUGUUUAAUUUCCAAAUCAAAUUUUCUACAAGCUUAAAUAAGUUGUGGAUGGGGGUGUUCUCAAAUGAGCACAGACAUCUGAAGAGCGCACGUAGGUAGGUAAAUUGUAAACGGUAAAAAAAAACACCAAACCAAUAAAUUGGCAAAUUAUAAUUACUCAAAUGUACUAUGCACUGUGUUGAGGCCUUGCUGAAUAAAGUAGGACACAUUGGGAGUGUUUUCCUCAUUGGUAUAUUCAAUGAAUUUAAGACCUAGACUGUGGUGUUGCUUUUCAGAAUCCUUUGUGCUUUGCACAUAGAUUGUUUUGUACUUAGCAACCAAUAAGCCACCAAGUUAAUUACUAAUGUGAAAUUUGAAGGUGGACAUAGCAGCUCUGUUUAAUAGUGCACAGAAAAGUAUGUUGAUCUUGAAUGAUUAGUUGCUUAUACUACACUAAUAUUUAUAUAUCAAAAUAGCAAAUCUCAGAAAUGUUUAAUGUUACCAGGUUAAGUUGUGAUACAUUUCGGAAGGCUAGUUUAAAUUAGUUCUUGGUUGAGAAGCGUGUUUCCACUUUGAGUUUGCUCUGGACUGGUAAUAAAUUUUUCAUAAUAUUCCAAAUAGAAAGGAAUCUUCAAUGCAGCAGUUCAGGAAAAUAUUUAAUCCAUUUUAUGAGAACGCUGUCAUUUUGUAGAGGAUGCCCUUAAAAAUUUAAAACAUGCCCCUCUUACUGAAGCUCCAAGUUUUUAUUUUAAUAG
Molecule: messenger RNA, 1719 nt
Organism: Thamnophis elegans (Western terrestrial garter snake)
Lineage: Eukaryota; Metazoa; Chordata; Lepidosauria; Squamata; Natricidae
Product: serine/arginine-rich splicing factor 5-like
Cellular component (GO): cytoplasm; ribonucleoprotein complex; nucleus
Molecular function (GO): mRNA binding
Source: RefSeq, a predicted model, not a curated record